GUCCUUAGAGAACUGGGAUGCUGGGGUGCAUGGCUCUGGUCUCCACCAUCUGACCACCUUGGUGGCACAGCUCCGGGCUGCCCCCCUCCUUGCUGUGAUGCUCACAUGAAGCGCGUCUGCUUUUAAAAGGAGGGCCCCAGGUUGUGUGUUGCUCUUUGCUAUUUGGCCACGGUAUCUGUUACGUACUAAUUUCCCUUCAGCCUUGUGCUGAAGUUGGUAAACCACAGCCUGCCGCCAGGGCUCUCCGGGCUGGUGCUUUCCGCUGCCGUGCGCUCUUGACAUGUCUAUUCCCAGCUGGGACAGCUCGGUCGUGCUCAGUCUCCGGCAACAUGGACCAAAGGGAGAUUGUGCUGCAAAACCUGGAAAGGGCACAAAGCAAGAAGCUCAACCGAGAGAAGUUUGCCGAGGAGUUUUCGAAGCUGAAAAGGCAGUCAACAAAGUACAGAUCAGAUAAAAUCUACCCUACAGCAGCAUCUGAGCAACCAGAGAACAUCAAGAAGAACAGAUACAAGGAUAUCUUACCCUUUGACCACAGCAGAGUGGAGCUGUCCCUGAUUACAUCCGAUACAGAUUCUCAUUACAUCAAUGCCAACUUCAUCAAGGGCGUCUAUGGGCCAAGAGCUUACAUUGCAACGCAGGGUCCCCUCCCCACUACUGUCAUUGACUUUUGGAGGAUGAUUUGGGAGUAUGAAGUCCUGAUUGUGGUCAUGGCUUGCAUGGAGUUUGAAAUGGGAAAGAAGAAAUGCGAGCGGUACUGGGCAGAGGUGGACGGCUCUCCCUUGCAGUGCGGUCCUUUCUCCAUUGCCUGUGAAGCUGAAGAGAAGAAAAAUGAGUAUGUGAUUAGGAGGUUAAAGGUGACCCUGAAUGAGGAAAUCCGCACCGUCCACCAGUUCCACUAUAAAAACUGGCCUGACCACAACGUGCCCUCAUCCAUUGACCCCAUCCUGGAGCUCAUUGGCGAGAUUCGCUGCUACCAGCCAGGUGACAGUGUCCCCAUCUGCAUCCACUGCAGUGCAGGCUGUGGGAGAACAGGAGUCAUCUGUGCAAUUGACUACACCCAGAAGCUGCUGAGGGACAGGAUCGUUCCAGUGAACUUCAGUGUUUUUAGCCUGAUCCAGGAAAUGCGCACACAAAGGCCUUCCAUAGUGCAGACCAAGGAGCAGUAUGAGCUGGUUUAUGAUGCGGUGAUUGAGCUCUUCAAAAGGCAGAUUGAAGCACUCGAUGCCCAGGAAGACUCUGCUGCUUCCCAGGUGCAAGCAAAGCAUCCUGCAGCCAAGCCACUUCUGAGUCCAGUGGAAGAUAUUUAUUCCCUGAGUUUAUUAACAUGUUCAGAGCAAGAGAAGCAAGAUGUGCAUCAGCGCCUUCCUCCAGUGGUACAAAGCAAAGCAUCCCUGACAUCGUUGUCUGCCACAGGAGUACAGGAGAGCUCUGCAUGUGGAGUCCCUCCCAUCAGACAAGCCAUCUCCUUCAGCACUUUGAACUGCAUCACCUGCACGAAGGCAGCAACCGCUGAGGAGUGGGACACUGGGGAUGCUUUUCAGAAGCACCACAGUUUGGAUUUCAAGCGCAUCUCUCCUGAGCAGCUGCUUUUGAACCUGGAGCCAACGGGAGCAGGCAGGAGAGGACCUCACAGCAGGGCACCUCUGACAUGGGCUGCAUCGACCCCUUUUGUGCUGGCACAGCAGGGAGAAGGCUGGCAAUGGGACAGAGGGGAUGCAAAGCCUGGUUUGAGUUCACGGUUGCCAAAUGCCUGUUCCUCAAGCUUUCAGAUGAAGAAGCAGGAUGGAUUUUCUCCUGUUGAGCUGAACCACUUGAGACAAGAAGCAUACGGCCCUCCAAAGCACAGGGACCGUGGGCAACGUCCUCACUCUUGCUUCUGCUCAGCAGAAGACCCCUACUUCUCUUCACUCUCCCCAGAUGAACCCAUGUCCUCGGUGUUUACUGAGUGCUUUGCACAGAGCCAGGAUGCACUUCUCCUUCCUUGUGCUGUGAGUGCUCCACCACAGCCUGCUGUGGCCAGCCCCCUACCAUCCAGAUCCGCAUCCCACCACACUCACCUGCUGCAGGAUGAGAGGAUAUCCUCCCUGACCACACCGCCAGAGCCAGAUGAUGAUGAUGAUGAUGAUGAUCCUCCACCCCUGCCUGAGCGAACCCCUGAGUCCUUUAUCGUGGCCAGUGACUUCGGACAAUUUCCUCUGGCAACCUCUGAUUUUCAGCUUCCAGCCAGAGAUACACAUGUCAGAACCUCUCUGGAGCGGAGGAGCAAGUCUCACUCAGAGGUGUUCGAUGACUCAGUGAGACUGAGACCAUGUAAGAGUGUGAAGCUUCGGAGCCCACAAGCAGAGACAACCUGGGAUUGCUCUAGCUCUCCUCCUCCGCUUCCUGAAAGAACCCCGAACUCAUUUGUUCUUGAUGAUGCUGCAAGUCUGCAGCCUGCUGUAAGAAAUCCUAUGCGUCCUGAAGGCUUGGAGAGCAAUGCUGCCAUAACAUCAUCAAAAAAGUCUACUAACUGCUUCAGGAGAAGCAAGAGCUUGAAAAUACUGAAAAACAUGAGGAAGAGCAUCUGUAGUCCAUCUUCACUGACGAAAGCGCCAGAUUCUGCCCCGUCAAACAGUUCCAGGUCCUUCCUUAACUUUGGCUUUGCAAAUCGAUUUUCAAAACCUAAAGGACCAAGAAAUCCACCACCAGCAUGGGAUAUUUAGGUAAUUGGCAUUGUAGAUUUGUAAGGCACUACUUGCUCAUUCAUUAACUAAAGUUUUGAAGUAAAGAAGAACAUGAAAGUACCAGCAGGACAGCACCUUCAGUUAAUUUAUAGCAGGAUGGAAAUGAAAACCAGACCAUUUUAUGCUAAGGAGGGAUAAAUUUUUUGUUGUGUUUCGGAAUGUAUCCUCUGCAAAAGGAUGGAUUUGAGCUUUCUAAACCAGCAGAGCAAACUGGUGAUAGGAUCUAGUGAAGACUCCUGAAUGAUAUGGAAGGCCAACAGCAUGGACCAAUGCAGAAUGAGUCUCCAGAUGGUGCAGACACAGCAUCUGCCUGACUUCACUCAAGUGUGUAGGUUUACCAUAAUGAAAGACACUUUAGGAGUCAAAUUCCUUAAAUGUUUACAUCACUUGGAGUGACACGGACGAGCAUCUCCAAUUUCAGAAAUAACUUUUCAGUUCUUUUUUCAUCUGAGCAAAUCAGAUAAUUUAUCUAGGUUUUUGGUCAGUAAGACCCAAGAUGCCAAUUGAUCAUAUAGAAACUAAACCAGUGUACCAGGCUGCAGAAUUCCCUGACCAAACAGCCCCUGCUGUCUGGAAAAUAAAUGACUUGGUAUGAUUAUUUUUCUGUAGAAAGAAGAAAAAAAGAGGAUUUCCUUUUUUUUUUUUUUUUUUUUUAAAUUAAAGGGAAAAAACCUACCUGGAAAAUUGUCUUCAGUUGUGGGCCCCACUACACAAAAAAGAUGUGGACAGGUUCAAGAGGGUCCAGAGAAAGGCCACAAAGAUGAGCCAAGGUCUAGGAAGCUGUGGGAGGAAAGGCUGAGAGCUGGAUCUUUUCAGUCUGGGGAAGGCUCAGGGAAGACCUUGUCACCAUGUGCCAGUAUUUAAAGGGUGGCUACAAAGGCAACAGAGACUCCCUUUUGACAAGGAGUCCCAUGGAAAAGACAAGGGGUGAUGGGCACGAGUUACUCCUGGGGUGAUUCUGACUGGACUCAAGAGGAAAGUUUUCCCCAAUGAGAACAACCAGCCAUUGGAAUAAUCUCCCCAGGGAAGUGGUGGAUUCCCCAACAUUGGACACUGUUAAACUUUGGCUGGACAGGGUGCUGGGACAUCAAGUCUAGGUCAUGCUUUGCCUGGAAAUGUUGGAUCAGAUGAUACUUGAGUUUCCUUCCAAACUGGGAUUCUGUGAUUCAAAGAGGGAUUUGGGGAAUUUGUUUGAGAGCAAUUUGCUGACUGCUAUGGGAAGAGAGACCUCAAGCUGGUUUAAAACUACUUUUGCUGGGGCAAUGGCCAAUACAGCCCAAAACCAAACUGCCUUAUUUAUGACUUGAAGAUAGGCUGAGAACGU
Pezoporus occidentalis (night parrot) is the source of this 4047-nucleotide messenger RNA. RefSeq names its product protein tyrosine phosphatase non-receptor type 22 (gene PTPN22). Gene Ontology annotation, molecular function: non-membrane spanning protein tyrosine phosphatase activity. Gene Ontology annotation, cellular component: cytoplasm; nucleus. The transcript is spliced from 21 exons. The coding region runs from base 330 to 2702 and encodes 790 amino acids. The record is from RefSeq and is a predicted model, not a curated record. NCBI's taxonomy places the organism in Eukaryota, Metazoa, Chordata, Aves, Psittaciformes, Psittacidae. Gene Ontology annotation, biological process: positive regulation of protein K63-linked ubiquitination; positive regulation of granzyme B production; positive regulation of toll-like receptor 7 signaling pathway.